GACAGGGCGGCUCUGUGGAGAAGCAGCUGCUGCUGCUGUUGCUGAGGGGAAGGUUGGGGAAGGCAAAGAAGUGCGGCAUGAGUGGGAAAGAGCCGCUGCUGGCAGCCCUGAAAGGGUGCAUUCGCAGUCUUCAGGAAGGCACUAGCUCUUGUACAGACACUUCCCCACAUCUACAUUCCUUUUGUGAGAUCCUGGAAAUGAUCCUUCGGAAAGGAAUAAAGCAGCCAGUUCUGGGUUUCAAGAGGAGGGACUACUGGCACUGGAUAGAACAACUCCCUCAUCAGGGGAUCCAUUGCAGCACGAUCCUUCUGUCGAUCAUGAUUGAGAAAACAAAUUCUUCUGAGAAGGUGCUCACAGCGCAAGGCCGAGGGCGGUACUUCCUACGUCAGGCUUUGAAUGGGAAGUUACUAGCUGUGGUUUUUCAGCAGCUAGUCAGAGCUCCCAGGUUGCUUGAGUGGUAUGAUCCAGUGACCUCCAUCUUGGGUAAUGAAGACUUCUUGGAGCCUUUCCUGUCUUUGAUGCUGGUGGUGACAGAAAUGAGUUUCUCGCUUGAUGUGCAGAAUUCCAGUUUCUUAGAUGAAAGCUGGCAGCUUCCGGUGUGCCUGACCUAUGAAACUGUCCCCUGCAAAGAGCUAGGAAUGGUGCUCAGAUACCUGGAUGGACGGGUUUUCAUCAUAGACCUGCUUCCACAGAGCCAAGCAGAAGUGGAUGAGGUUGUGCUGAUUGGAGACGUCAUCGAUGAGAUAAAUGGAUUUUCACUGAGGAAUGCAUACAAUGGACAGGCUGGAAAUGUGCUCCAGAAGCUGAAGGGCAAGCCACUGAGCUUCCACCUAAUUCGGUGGAAAGGGCAUGACGGAGGAAUGUACAAGCCACUGCUGCCCUACCUGAAGGUUCUCAGGGAGAAAAUCCCCAACUUCCGAUUCCAGCAUGAGCACAGACGCAAAAAAGAGAACGAGGGGCGGUGUCUGCAGGGAGGCAGGUUACUAUACAAUUUGCAGUACUUAGGCCGAGUCAAUGUAGGAAAGAACGGAGGCAAAGAAAUGUUAGAUGAAGGCAUCCCAAUGGUUUUAGAAAAAUGUUUAGCACCACAGGAGGUUUUAUUUGAUGUGAAAGAAACAGAAGUCCUUGUACAACAGAAAAUUUCUUCAAAGCAGGUCCUGUUCCAUUACUCUUACACUGAAGUCUCCUGUGUUGGACGGCGUCUGGACAGCCACAAUCUCUUUGCUUUCUGUAUUGUGGCUUCACCAGGGUCUCCAGAACAUAGCAGCUUUGACUGUCUUGUAUUUCAAUCAAAUUCUGAAGAAGAAAGUGAGGAAAUUAUUAGAAGAAUUGCUGUUGGAUUUAAACACACAGAAUGGUUUGUGUGAUGGAGACAGAAUGGCUUUGCUUCUGGAAGUGACCUACUUUUUGGAACCUCACUGGUUUG
This is a messenger RNA of Sphaerodactylus townsendi, 1426 nucleotides long. RefSeq lists its product as uncharacterized. Gene Ontology annotation, molecular function: protein binding. The record is from RefSeq and is a predicted model, not a curated record. The transcript is spliced from 16 exons. Bases 78 to 1367 code for a protein of 429 amino acids. NCBI's taxonomy places the organism in Eukaryota, Metazoa, Chordata, Lepidosauria, Squamata, Sphaerodactylidae.